This is a messenger RNA of Benincasa hispida (wax gourd), 2243 nucleotides long. RefSeq names its product UDP-glycosyltransferase 73C3-like. The record is from RefSeq and is a predicted model, not a curated record. NCBI's taxonomy places the organism in Eukaryota, Viridiplantae, Streptophyta, Magnoliopsida, Cucurbitales, Cucurbitaceae. Gene Ontology annotation, molecular function: UDP-glucosyltransferase activity.
GUAAUUAGUAACCAUGUGACUAAACUUUGGACAAAUUUCAAAAACUCAUAUUCAUUUGACACAUCAUCAAAUUAUUUAUUAAAUGAUUAUUCAUUUAUUUCAUGGAUUCAAUAUAAUUUUUAAAUAGGACAAACUGAAAAAAUCACUCCUCGAAUUACAAAAACUACCCCUAAAAUGUGGUAGAGUUGUAUUUACACCCUCAAGCUUGAAUUUAAAUAUUUGGCUCUUAAACUUCUACAAGUGUUAAAAUUGAACCCUCAAACUUAUAAUAAUUGUAGAAAUUAAAACCGCAAACGAUAAAAUUUAAACCCUCAAACUUAGGUUAUAAUUUAUUCAAUUAUGUAAGUUAGAAGGUUCAAUUCAACCCAAUUUUAAUACUCAUAUAAAUUUGAGGGUCUAAUUUUUAAAAUUGGAAGUUUAAAUAUGUAAUUACAACUAUCACCAUAUUCUAAUGGUAGUUUUUGCAAUUUGUCCUUUUAAAUACUACUUUCGUGGCAAGCAAUGAAUGAAGGUAAUAUGGCGAAGUGAACUUAACACAAUAGUAAUUGACAUGAUUUUUCUCCAUAAGAGUCGAAGGUUCGAUCUCCUGACUCCACAAUUAUUAUAAUUGAAAAAAAAUAGAAAUUUUCUCGUACAUUCUCGAUUUUGGACGAUGUACAUGCACAUCGAGACAAAAGGGUGGUAAGAUUUAAAUGAGCUUAUGGGGAGUCCUCUUUAUAUCAAAACUAAUCAGCUCUCAGCUUCUUGCAGCAACACAGCAGCGGCAAUGGCGGCGCCUAGACCUCACUUCCUUUUAUUUCCAUACAUGGAGCAAGGCCACAUAAUCUCAAUGGUGGAUUUCGGGCGCAUGCUAGCACGGCGGUGCGUGAUCGUCACGUUCAUCACAACGCCCCACAACGCAUCCCGUUUCGAAACCAUAGUCGACCGCGAGAGACAUUCAUUGGGUCUCAAAAUCAGCAUCAUUAAGAUCCAAUUUCCAUGGAAGGAAGCCGGAUUGCCGGAAGGGACUGAAAAUCAAGACCAACUUCCGCCGUCGGUGCCGGCGAUGGAAUUCAUGGCCGCCGCAUCAUUACUUCAAAACCCAGUCGAGAAACUGAUCGAAACCCUUUCACCACCGCCAAAUUGCAUAAUCUCCGAUGGCUGUUUACCCUUCACAAUGAACAUUGCUCGCAAAUUCAGCAUACCGAGAAUCUCAUUCCACGGUUUCAACUGUUUUUACAACUUAGUGAUGCGAAAUGCCUAUCAAAUUCUCUACACCGCACAAUCCGAAGAAGAAAAUUUCAUAGUUCCAAAUCUUCCCGAUCGAAUCGAAAUCAGCAAAGCAAGAUCCCCAACCCCAAUUUCUGAAAAUCUCAAAGAAUUUGAAAUCCUCUUAGGCAGAGCUGAAAUGACAGCAUAUGGAAUGGCACUGAAUUCUUUUGAGGAAAUGGAGCCUCAAUACGUAGAGGGUUUAAGAAAAACAGUAAACAGAGUAUAUUGUAUUGGCCCUGUUUCACUCUGCAACACGAACACCAUGGACAAAGCAGAGAGAGGUAAGAAAUCUGCCAUUGAUGAGCAUUCGUGUUUGAAGUGGCUUGAUUCACAAGAACCAAGCUCUGUUCUCUAUGUCUGUUUUGGGAGCCUCUGUAAUCUAAUACCCAAUCAAUUGAUAGAGCUGGCAUUGGGUUUAGAGGCAUCAAGAAGGCCAUUCAUAUGGGCAAUUAGAACAGGAGAAAAAGCAGAGGAAUUGAAGAAAUGGGUAUCGGAAAAUGGGUUUGAAAAUCGGAUUGAAGGAAAAGGGGUUCUGAUUUGGGGGUGGGCACCCCAAGUUUUGAUACUUUCACACUCUUCGAUUGGAGGGUUCUUGACUCACUGUGGGGCUAAUGGGAUUCAAGAAGGGGUAUGUUCAGGGGUGCCAUUGGUGACUUGGCCUCUGUUUUCGGAUCAGUUCAUAAAUGAGCAGCUUGUUGUUAAUGUACUGAAAAUUGGAGUGAGUGUAGGGGCGAAGUGGCCUGUGAAUGAAGGAGAAGAAGAUAAGUAUGGGAUUGAGGUGAAAAGGGAAGAUGUUAAAGCUGCCAUAGACAAGUUAAUGGAUGAAGAAAGUGAAGAGUCGAAAGAGAGGAGGAGGAGAGUGAAAGAGCUUGCAGAGAAGGCAAGAAGAGCUGUGGCAGAAGGAGGGUCCUCUUAUCUCAAUCUUUCAUUGUUGAUCAAAGACAUCAUGGAAUACCAAAAAUCGAGUGAAGAGUGAAUUGACAUUUCUUCUA